Messenger RNA from Adineta steineri, 960 nucleotides. NCBI's taxonomy places the organism in Eukaryota, Metazoa, Rotifera, Eurotatoria, Adinetida, Adinetidae. The record is from the annotation of a GenBank genome assembly.
AUGAAUAGUGGUCAAACAAAAAUCAAUGGUUUUAUUCUUAGUUUGGUUUCUCUUGGCUGUAAUACAUUUGCAUGUUUAAUAUCAUGCAUAGUUUUUCUUAUUAUUCUAUAUCAUCUUUAUUAUAAUCAUGUCAAACGUAAAGACAAAAUAACUAUUGUUCUUUGUGGUCAUAUCUAUUUGGAAAGUUUAAUAUAUUCAUCAAUGUUAAUAUCAAUUAGUGUUCGAUCAAUUCUGGGUGAUUUAUAUAAUCAAUCUUUUGAUUCAUCAUGGUGUAUUUUUUCAGGAUACUUAGCUAUGAUAUUGCUUGGUAUGUUAUACUUCAAUUUUCUAAAUCAGGCAUUUUAUCGUCUUAUUCGAAUUGCUUAUUUUCAAAAUAAACGGCUUCAAUCUGUAAAAUUAUAUGUAAUUUUACCAUUUAUAGAAAUAAUAAUCCUAACAUGUAUUCUUCUAUGUAUUCUUAUACCUUUGAAUGGUGUAACAUAUUUACCAAAUGAUCACUUUUGUUAUCCAUCAUUCACAAAUAUUCCUAGUAUUCUUUCAGUAGCAGUUGUCGUUUAUAUAGGUCCAUUUUGUUGUAUAUCAUUUAUUUAUAUCCAUAUAACAAGAUUUAUUAAUCGACAAGGAAAUAUUCAAACAUUAAUAGUAAAACAACGACAAUCUCGAGAUUUACUUAUUACUCGACGUAUUUUAACAAUUGUUAGUUUAUUACUUAUUCUUGGAAUACCUGCAAUGACGCUUAUAUUUAUGUUUAUAAUAACAGGUGAAGCAAAUCCAUUAAUUCUUCGAAUUGCAUUUUUGCCAGUUAGCGCAUCCCAAACAGGAUUGAGUGUAGCAUUACUUUUUUGUAUUCCACAGCUAAAAAAUAUUGUUCUAAACUUACGAAAACCACGCACACUGAUGCCUACCAAUCAAACCAUGCUAGGGACAGUACAAGUGAAAACAAUUGUUGGUACUCAAUAA